CUAGUUAUUCAAUUUGAGGAAGAUGCAAAACAGUGAGGAACAAAAGUUUAGAGUCCGGAACUUAGAGAUCUCAGACAAGGGCAAAGGUUUCAUAGAGUUACUGCAACAGCUUAGCGUUUGUGAUUCUGUCUCUGAUAAGGAAUUCGAGGAUCGGUUUCGAGAGCUUACUUCCCUUGGAGAUAAUCAUGUUAUCUGCGUCAUUGAAGACGAGCUUGCUGGGAAGAUCGUUGCAACAGGGAGUGUGUUUAUUGAGAAGAAGUUUUUGAGGAAUUGUAUAAAACUAUCAUCAAAUUGUGGUAAAGUUGGGCAUGUUGAGGAUGUUGUUGUGGAUUCGAAUGUUCGCGGGAAGCAGUUGGGGAAGAAAAUAAUCAACUUCCUCACGGAUCACGCUCGUUCCGUAGGGUGUUAUAAGGUGAUUCUUGAUUGCAGCGUUGAGAACAAGUUGUUCUAUGAGAAAUGUGGAUUCAAGCAGAAAGAAAUUCAGAUGGCUAUGUAUUUUGAUUGAGAAAUGUAUUUUCUA
Molecule: messenger RNA, 520 nt
Organism: Lotus japonicus
Lineage: Eukaryota; Viridiplantae; Streptophyta; Magnoliopsida; Fabales; Fabaceae
Product: glucosamine 6-phosphate N-acetyltransferase-like
Exons: 2
Coding region: 23-505 (160 amino acids)
Biological process (GO): UDP-N-acetylglucosamine biosynthetic process
Cellular component (GO): endoplasmic reticulum-Golgi intermediate compartment; endoplasmic reticulum; Golgi apparatus
Molecular function (GO): glucosamine 6-phosphate N-acetyltransferase activity; monosaccharide binding
Source: RefSeq, a predicted model, not a curated record